This is a messenger RNA of Toxorhynchites rutilus septentrionalis, 1344 nucleotides long. RefSeq lists its product as uncharacterized. Lineage: Eukaryota; Metazoa; Arthropoda; Insecta; Diptera; Culicidae. The transcript is spliced from 2 exons. Bases 94 to 918 code for a protein of 274 amino acids. The record is from RefSeq and is a predicted model, not a curated record.
AUUGUAUAUAUCGCAAUCAUUUCUGAGCUACCCAAGACUCCACUAGCUCACUAGCCACCAGCUCCGUGCCUUCUGUGGGAAGCGGUCAACAUCAUGAAAUCGUUUGUGAUAUUCGUUGCCAUAUUGGGCUUUACAGCAGCCCAGAGAGAUACCUCUCUUGCAGUCAUCGAUAGUUUGCGUGAGGUUCAACCAGCUUAUCGUGAUCUGCAGAACUUCGUUAUCAAUGCAGUAUCGAGCGCCAAAGUGAACAGCACCCAGGCAAUCUUUGAUUUUCAUAGCGACAUUUUUCUGGCCAAGGAUAGCUUCCUGCGUUCGGCGAUUAAUCUUGAACAGAACACUCUCCACCACGUCAACGGCCAGAACCCAGAAGCUGACAGCUCUUGUCUCGGAUUUCUACGCAGCAGUGUCGAGGUGAAUUUAAAUCUAGCAGGUGUGUCAUUCACAAAUUGCAUCAACACCGUCGACGCAAGUUUGAACACCGAAAUCAGACUUAUCUACGCGGAACUUGAGAAAAAUGAAUCCUCCUUCAUCGACAUCAGCAUCUAUGACGUGUUCCGGAGUCAAAACAUCUUCGUGGACCCUCAAACUAUCGUUGAUCGCCUGCAGGAAAAGCUUGUACAGCUUGAGCAAACUCCCAAUGGGCUUGUGGCGGAGUUAUCUCUUCUAAUCGAAGGUUUUCGAACUAGGUUGGAAGCGAUCCGAGUGAAGUAUCGACAAUGUUUGACCCUCAAUGAUCAGCUGCUGCAGACGGCGUACAAUACGGUUUUGAUUCAGUUACAACAAAUCUGCCAAGGGCACUUGGUAACGACCACUGUUGCACCGCCAACGGACGAGACAACCGUAUAUGAAACCCCCGAUAGCACUGGGGGUCCAGCUGAGCCACCGUCUGUUGAGCCUGAUGAGUCUUUGAGGAGAUAAGAGGACUCUACAAGGGCAAUAGUUUUCACGUAUUCCCUAGGAAUCAACUAGUUUGCUAAAAAAGAGUUAUUAAUAGAACGGAUUUUUUUUUAAAUUGUCAAAUAGGUGUCGAAUAGAUGAACAUAAGAACAUGGAUUGAAUUUGUGAUGUAAAACCGCCAAACGUAGAAAAUAAAACGUUUGCGAGACCAUCAAAGAUUAUUCAAAUCAGUGUUAUACUACAUGGGCUGAAAAGUCCCGGAAUUUUCAAAAAAUAGCGCCACUAAAAAAUAACAAGAUUCGUUUUGAGAGGUUCAUCUGUCACUAGCUUACAUGUGAAGUUUCAUGACAUUUCGUUUAUUUGUUCACAAACUACAGUUGUUCAAUUGUAACUACCUGAGCAUUCGUAUAGAAAAUGGAAAAAGAGGAAUAUCGUAUUUUGAUCAAA